GUCUAUAUUUCAAACAGAAGUUCGGCAAUUGAAGAUAUUCAGCUCAAACAAGCACUAGUCAACUUCGUGACUCCUUUUGCUAUCGGAGAUGGCAAAACUCAGUUUGCUUUGGUUUCGACCGCUAUCGACUCUGAACUUUACGGUACAAACUUCCAUAACGGGCAAGACAGGCAAACGCUGAUCAACACCCUGAACACACUUUCUCAAGACGCAUCCCAAGGACAAACUCUCAAAUUAUCUCUUCAAGCCAUCAGCAACACGUUCCUCUCCAAGAACUAUUCAACAAGGAACAAGUUGAUCGUAUACAUCACAGCAACGACUAGCUGGGACACAGAUCCUAUCCAGUACAUGAAACAACUGUCACAAACCUAUGGCGUUAAAGCAGUGGCUGUGCAGUGGACAACGGGAGCAGAUCUGAGCUCGUUGGCUUCCUUCGCCGGUGGUUCUUCUUGUACUAAUUCAGCUGCAAAUCGAGCCAAUAUGGCUACUUGGCUUCAGACCAAAAUGUGCAGGUUCGUUGACGCAGAAUAUUGGCGAAACUAG
Strongylus vulgaris is the source of this 543-nucleotide messenger RNA. NCBI's taxonomy places the organism in Eukaryota, Metazoa, Nematoda, Chromadorea, Rhabditida, Strongylidae. The record is from the annotation of a GenBank genome assembly.